This is a messenger RNA of Saccostrea echinata, 1872 nucleotides long. RefSeq lists its product as uncharacterized. Gene Ontology annotation, biological process: protein ubiquitination. The transcript has 15 exons. The record is from RefSeq and is a predicted model, not a curated record. Gene Ontology annotation, molecular function: ubiquitin-protein transferase activity; metal ion binding. Gene Ontology annotation, cellular component: cytoplasm. Lineage: Eukaryota; Metazoa; Mollusca; Bivalvia; Ostreida; Ostreidae. The coding region runs from base 1 to 1872 and encodes 623 amino acids.
AUGGGUUUACAAUGGACGGUAACCUACACGUUUGGAGCUUACACAUGGGCAACAAAUGCUGGACUUGUAAACCUGCAAAUUCCAAUGCCUUCCCUGAUGGAUUUGUGGUAUACAACCUUACUAAAAAGCCGCUGUUUCAGGCCCAAUUCCGAAAGACUGAGCUUUAAAUUCCCCAUAUCCCAAUUAAUUUUAAGGCCUCUUCUAAAGCAGGAGGAAAUUGAUAUAAUAUCUUACCGAAAUAGUUUAUAUAAAAAUGGCUGCAUUUAUGGUUCCUUUGUUACGACAGUCUUCUUACUUGAUACGUCGGCAAGCAUGACAGGAGAAGGUCUGCAGCAAAUGAAAAGAGCAUUUAGGGAUAUCAUUUCCGAGUUUUCCAAGCAUUCCUCUGCCAUACCAGAAAAUGUCUCAAUUGUAACUUUUGGUGAAGAGGUAAAAGUACUUCAUUACUAUUCCACUGAUUACACGACGAUCGCCCAAUGUGUAGAUAAUAUACAUUGUGGAGGAUCAAGUCCAUUAGAAGCAGGCAUUAUAAUGUGUUUGUCAGGGAUAGGUUCAGCACCCUACAUCGCCAUUGGAUCAUAUCACGUCAGGACAAGAAUAGUAAUCAUCACUGAUGGUAAACCAACAGAGAUAUGUACAGGAAACGACCAAGAAAUCUACGAAUCUCGUGUAUUAGAUGAAACAAGUGACAGGAUCAUUGAUCUAGUGAGAAAAAUAGGAGCAACUAACCCAAUCUUCUGUAUUCCUGUUGGGGCUGAUCCUGACAUCUGCUUUCUUGGAACUAUGAUCAUGCAAUCAAAAGGAGGAAAGAUUAUUCCACACCAGGAGGCUGGUCAGUUUGGCAAAUACACUGUCAAUACGGAAUUGGCAUCCAAAGUACUUCAACGAAUGCCGGUAGAAAAUCUAACUUCCAGAGCAGCAAUUAAAGCCGAAGUUUGCUAUAUGCAGAGUGUUUCUGAGAAGGAUUUAGAUGACGUCUGUGAAAUUAUUGAAAACAGAGAAGCAUAUAAAUCAGGUCGUGAAUUGAGAGAAGAAGCAGAAAUUGAGAAUGAAAUGGAGUAUCAAGAGAGAUAUGCACAUAUGCCUUGUGUAGGUACUCGUGUCCGAAGAGCACCAGAUUGGAGCUGGAAAAACCAAGAUGGACAUGGUGCAGGAACUGUUGUAGGACAUUCUAAAAGAGUUGGAUGGAUUAAUGUUGAAUGGGACACAGGUCUUCAGUUGUCAUAUAGAUAUGGUGACAAUGGCGUUCUAACAGAGUAUGACAUUGUACCUUGCGAUGAACCUAGAAUACUAGAGAACCAAGCAAUUGCUGUUGGAUGUCUAGUCAUGAGAGGUAGAGACUGGAAAUGGGAUGAACAAGAUGGAGGGGAGGGAAACAUCGGAACAGUGUAUCGCCUUAAAUCGCCAACAGAGAUUUAUGUUCGCUGGUCAAAUGGAAACAAGAGCAAUUACAGAUACGGAUACAAUGGCAAAUUCGACGUAGAAUUAUGUGAUCCAUUUGAUCCAAAUAUAAGAGAAAUUUUAAAAAGACAAGAAGAAAAGCAAAGAGAACCAAGGGCUUAUUCUAACACAGAGUCAAACAGAAAAAAAUCCAGCAUCACUCCAAAGACAACGUCAGUAACAAAUAAGACUAAUACACCAUACUAUAAGAAUUCUAGGGACAGAUCAUCAAGCAGGAGGUGGCAAUGGAGAGCUGAUAAAUGGACUGAUUUUCCAGAUGAAGAAAAUGAAACAAUACAGCAAUUUUAUACACAGACCACAGGAAGAACUUUCCUUAUUACUCUUAAUGGACAAUUGUAUAGAAUUAAUCUUCAAAAGAAAUGGAUGGUGAAUACCAGUACCAAAGAAGUUAUUGAUAUCAGAUUGUUAUAA